This is a messenger RNA of Sitophilus oryzae (rice weevil), 961 nucleotides long. It is a transcript of the gene U2af38, whose product is annotated as splicing factor U2af 38 kDa subunit. The transcript has 5 exons. The record is from RefSeq and is a predicted model, not a curated record. Gene Ontology annotation, cellular component: spliceosomal complex; U2AF complex. Gene Ontology annotation, molecular function: pre-mRNA 3'-splice site binding; metal ion binding. Gene Ontology annotation, biological process: mRNA splicing, via spliceosome. NCBI's taxonomy places the organism in Eukaryota, Metazoa, Arthropoda, Insecta, Coleoptera, Curculionidae. Bases 85 to 780 code for a protein of 231 amino acids.
UUUUGACAUUUAUUUUAUGUUUCCCGAAAUGUUGAAUGUUGCUUUGUGCUAUUUCUUGUAAGAUUAUUUAAUAUUUAUUGAACUAUGGCUGAAUAUUUAGCUUCUAUCUUCGGUACAGAGAAAGAUAAAGUAAACUGUUCGUUUUACUUCAAAAUCGGUGCUUGCCGACAUGGAGAUCGAUGCUCAAGAAUCCACAACAGACCCACUUUUUCCCAAACCUGCUUGCUACAAAACUUGUACGUAAAUCCACAGAACUCUGCUAAAUCUGCCGAUGGAAGUCACUUGGUGGCUAAUGUGUCUGAUGAGGAGAUGCAAGAACAUUACGACAACUUUUUCGAGGACGUUUUCGUUGAAUGCGAAGAUAAAUAUGGCGAAAUCGAAGAAAUGAAUGUAUGCGAUAAUCUUGGAGACCAUUUAGUAGGGAAUGUUUACAUCAAGUUCCGCAGAGAAGAAGAUGCUGAGAGAGCUGUAAAUGAUUUAAACAAUCGCUGGUUUGGUGGUAGACCUGUUUAUGCCGAACUCAGCCCCGUAACAGACUUUAGGGAAGCGUGCUGUCGUCAGUAUGAAAUGGGCGAAUGUACUCGUUCAGGAUUCUGUAAUUUUAUGCACUUGAAACCGAUUUCAAGGGAGUUAAGAAGAUAUCUGUAUGCGCGUAAGAAAGGAGGAAGGACUACGAGUGCUCGUGAUCGUUCAAGAUCGCCAAGGAGGGCACGUUCUCGCUCUAGAGAAAGAAGGGGGAACAGCCGUUCUCCCAGUCGUCGUAGGAGUGGUAGAUAUUGAUUCGGUUUUGUCUUUUUUAUCAAGAAAUUGUUUGAUGUAAUUGAAACAUUUUCAAGGCUUAUAUUUUAAUACUAUUUAUGAAUAAGUUUAAAAAAUACAAACUACAUUAAUUGUAUCUUGAAACAGCAUUUUAUAAAUUAUCAUUUCUUGGUCUAAUAAAAUGAUUGAUUACAUAGUAAAA